AUGGCACCAUCAGGGGAAACGACGGUCCCCCCGACGCGUCGAACGCGCAAAUCAAUUGGAGGGGGUCCUCCGACGAAACGAACACUGGAUAAGGAGAAUGCGACACUCGAUGUGGGCAGCGCUACGGGUGGCACGCGGAAGAAGUCGCGGAGCAAGAGCAUGGGGCCUGGCGGAUUCGAUCUCCUUAAGUCGGGGACGGGGAAUCGCAGAGCAUCCAUUGCCGUUCCAACACCACGAUCGAUCCUAAAGCCGACGAUGCCGCCGAUCCAAGAUAUCCCGUCCUUCAAGCCGAAACAACAAGGGAGCAAUGAACCUUCCGGAACCAGGGUCCUCUUGCGGACAGAGGAGGAACAGCAGGCAGCGGCGCGCAAGCGAGAGGAGCAGGAGCGCGCACAGCUGGCACGGGAAAUCAAGGACAGACGGGAUGCGCGGCGGAAGUCGCUGGCUAACCGGCGCGUCUCGUUCGCGGCCGAGGCGACACUACAUACCUUUCACGAUCUCGAAGAAAUGCAGGAUUCGACAACGUCGACUGAUUCCACACGCCGCGCAUCCCAGCAGCAGCAACAACAGCAGCAGGAGGAAGAAGAACAACCACAGCCACCGCCAGCGCCCGAUUCCGACCCGCCAUCCACACCCCCCGAUGCGAUCGAGGAAGAAGUUGCCGAGUCCCCCGCUCAUCAAGGAGACCUACACCAGCGAAAGCGCCGACGCAGUUCCGCCGCCUCCUCGACGUAUGGAUCAGACGACACGAUGGCGUCGACUGUGUACGACUCAGACUUUGAGAAUGCAGACGGCGUAGCAGACAUCCAAGCGGUGGAGAUGGAAGGGUCCAGCGACGAGGACGGGACGAUCAUGACGGUGGACGCGGAGGAGAUGACUUCGGCGUCGACGGCGUCGCCGCGGUCGCCACGCUCGGCGUACGAGAAUGAUACCACGGGCAGUCUGGACGAGAAUCUGCGGCUUGCGGCGCGCCGGGCGGUCACGCAAAGUAUUGAUGAGGAUGAGGAGGUUAUUGCGGGGUUUGCGGGGUGGGGGAAGAAGAAUCCGUCGUCGCAGGGCUCGUCACAGCGCUCGUCGCAGGGGAGUAUUGGGCAGGGGGCCGCAAAGGAGAGCCAUAUUCCAGAAGGUGAUGGCUCCGAUGCAGAUGCGGACGCGGAUGAAGAUAUGGAUAUGGACAUGGACAUGACCAAGGCGGUGGGCGGGAUUGUGUAUCCCAAGCUCCCGUCUCCUGAGAAGGACGACGACGACGUCAACGAGGAGCUGUCGAUGGACGUCACUACGGCCCUUGGGGGGAUUCUUUCCAAAGCCAAGGCUUUCCUGCGCCGUAAAUCUGUCAAUCCGACCCCUCAGCAGGAACCUGAGGAGCCGGAGGAGCAGACGAUGGAUUUCACAACUGCGGUGGGCGGUAUUCAAAGCGGUCGAGCAGUUGAUCGCCACGACCACGACAACACGGAGAUCAACGAGGACAUGUCGAUGGAGUUUACCACGGCUGUAGGCGGUCUGCUACCGGGUGGCCUGUCGAAGAGCGGCCAGCAGAACAACCGACGGCGAACAAUAGUGACCAACGACGAAGACGACGAUGGGGCCAUGGACAUGACGAUGGGUGUGGGGCGCAUCCUGCCUGCGGAAGAAGCUGAAGUCGAGGACGAACAGACCACGGGCAUGGACAUGACGAUGGCGGUCGGGGGCAUCAUCAAGCCGGCCGCGGCAACUCCAGAAGCCCGAUCUGCCGGUCGAAAAAUCAUGGAGCAGGAAGCCGACGAGCCGCUUCUCAGCUCUCCCAUGCGGCGGACGCCUUCCCCAGUAAGGACCACGCCCCGGGCCCAGCAGCAGCAACAACGCCGCGCCAAAACACCCCCCUCCAUCUUCGGCACCGCGUCAAGUUCCCCCAUGCGCAACCUGUCAUCCCCCACCAAGAAAUCCACACCCCGUUCCCCAACAAAACCCCGGCUCUUCCAGCAAGAUCCCAGCACGGGCAUCAACACGCCCCAGGUCGUCCUCACCCCCCAGGGCCGACGGCUGUCGGGAGUCGGUGUCGACCGGCCAGGGCUAGGCUCGCCGCGGGUGGCAGAGGUGUUUGACCGACGGGAAUCGAUUGGGAAAGCGGCCGGGGAGUUUGUGCUGACGAGUUCUGCGCAGGCUACGGCGGGACAGAAGAAGCGGAAUGUGGUGUUUGCUGAUCCGAGGGUGUUGGAGGCUGAGAUUGAGCGGGAACAAGCAGAGCAUGAUGAUGAAGAAGAAGAAGACCAAGAUCAAGAACACCGUGAAGGAUCAGUCAACAACCUGAUGGACAUGAUCCAGGGUAUGAGUCCGCAAAAGAAAAAAGCCACAAACCCGCUUCGCGGGCGGAAGAGUCUGCACGUCGGUAGCGCGCUGGGUCUACUUGGGAAACGGCCGCAUGAGCUGGAUGAGGACGAGGAUCAGGACGGGUAUGGGUCCGGAUACGGGGAUGAAGAUGGGGUGAAGCGGCUGAAGGGACACCAGGGAAGUCCGGUGAAGAAUAUCCGGCUGCGGUCACCGCCGUCUAAGGCUGAGACGACCACGGGCCGGAAAACCAGGCCGAGUUUGCGGUCAGUGGAUAGACUGGCCGUGCCAGACCUGGCGAGUUCGCCGCACCAGCGGGCGACUACCCCUCGUGGGCAGGACCAUGACACUCUGAUGGGGACAGUCGAGGUGGCCGAAGUGGAUGUCCAAGAAGAAGACGAAGACGACGGCGAGCGCAUGCAUCUGCAGGACUUCCUCAACAUGACGAGUAUCCGGUUCAUGGAGCUGACGACGACGAAACGGCGGCACACGAUUGCGCCGGGGGGACAGUCUGGCUCGCGGGAGAGUGCGGCGGCUGAUGCGGCGGAUGAUAUGUCGCUGGAGCGGUGUGUGGUUGCGGGGGCGUGUACGGUGCCCAUGUUGGAGUUGUAUCAGCAUUCCUGCCGCGAACUCAAAAAAUACAUCUCCGAAGGCCGACGCAUAGUCCGCGAAAUCGAAACCGAAACCUUCGAGGAGAACCCGCCCCUCUUCCGCGAAUACCUGACCGCCACCCCCGAGUUCCGCGGCCUCAUGGACACCCAAUUCAAAAAUGUCAAAACCCACGCCCGCCUGCUCAGCAAAGCCAUGUGGUACGAGUGGCGCAUGAAACUGCUCCAGGACGGACUCCGCGAGGGGCUACGCCAGACGGCGGAGGGGAUGGAUGCGGACGAUGCGCGGCUGAAGCAGCGGGAGCGGAUGCUGGCGGAGGUGGUGUUGCCGGAUUUGCUGGCGCGGCGAGAGGCGUUGGAGAGGGAGGUGGAGGAGUUGGAGGUUGUGGUGAGAGAGAUGGAGGAUUGUGAUCCGGCCGAGUUGGCGGAUGCUAGGGCCGAGUUGGAGGAGGUCGAAAACGGGCUGGCGGAGAAGACUAGGAUGUGGGAGGAGUUGAAGGGGGAGAUGGAGGAGGUUGUGCGGGAGGGGGAGCAGUUGGCGGAGAGGAAACAGCGGUGUUUGGAGGAGAUUCGGGAGGCGGAACAGAUGCGGGAGGCGUAUCGCGGGUGGUCGUCGGAGGAGAUCAAUAAGCAUCGGGCACAAACCGACGCGAUCGAGAAACACCACGGCUGGGCGAUCGUCUCCAUCGCCCAAACCACCAUCACCAUGCGCUACCGCCGCGAAGUCGAGCUCACCUUUGACUUGGCAUCUUUCCAGCCAAAAACCCCCAAGAAAACCAAACCCAUCCCCAUCAAAGUCAACUACACCGGCACCGAAUGCCCACCAGAAAAGUUCUUCUUCCUCCGCCAUCUACGCACAUAUCUCCAAUCGCCGAAAUUCACGAUCAAGACCGGUUCACCCCGUGCGCUACUCACCACAGUCUCCACGGCGUGGGACCAAGCGGGGUCUGUGACGGAGCAGAUCCGCCGGUUGAGGCUGUCGUUUCCUACUACGGUUGUGCCGGAGUCCAACUCUAACUCCAACGGAUCCGAAGCAGAUGGAUCAGAGGGCACGCUACAAGUGACAUCCUCCCUCCUCCUCGGACCGCUACAAACCCGAGUCGAAGUCACGUUCCACGUGACUUUGGGCUCCUGGGCAGAUGAGCCCGAAAAAGGUAAAGAUGGUCUAGCAAUGAAUAUCCGGCCCGAGGCAAAGGUGGUUUACGGUGAGCCGUUCCAGCCGGAGAAGAUGACGGAGUUUGUGGUGGGACGGUUGGGUAAAGAUGCCGGGGUUGGGUGGGAUGAGGUGGUGCUGGGGUUGUUGAAGCGGUUGGGGAGGCGGAGGGGGGAGAGGGCGUAA
Messenger RNA from Dichotomopilus funicola, 4251 nucleotides. RefSeq lists its product as uncharacterized. Gene Ontology annotation, biological process: protein localization to kinetochore; mitotic spindle assembly checkpoint signaling; mitotic sister chromatid biorientation. The coding region runs from base 1 to 4251 and encodes 1416 amino acids. The record is from RefSeq and is a predicted model, not a curated record. Gene Ontology annotation, cellular component: kinetochore. NCBI's taxonomy places the organism in Eukaryota, Fungi, Ascomycota, Sordariomycetes, Sordariales, Chaetomiaceae. The transcript has 5 exons.